This is a messenger RNA of Anopheles coustani, 999 nucleotides long. RefSeq names its product luciferin sulfotransferase-like. The record is from RefSeq and is a predicted model, not a curated record. Gene Ontology annotation, cellular component: cytoplasm. Gene Ontology annotation, molecular function: sulfotransferase activity. Lineage: Eukaryota; Metazoa; Arthropoda; Insecta; Diptera; Culicidae. Bases 1 to 999 code for a protein of 332 amino acids. The transcript is spliced from 4 exons. Gene Ontology annotation, biological process: sulfation.
AUGAUUCGGUACGAAAAACUUAACAACCAGUAUACCGAUCGGAUCGAUUGUCCGGGAACGGAAAAGCAUUACCGUUUGACGAGAUCGUCACGGGAAGAUCGCAAGGACAACACCGAAACAACAUGGUGCGUGAUGAUAGAGAAGUUUUUACCACUCUUGGAACCCAUCCAACAAAUAACGGUUUACGAGGAUGACGUGUGGGUCAUAACGUUUCCCAAGUGCGGCACCACCUGGACCCAAGAGAUGGUUUGGCUGCUAAACAACGGCCUUGACUAUGAUCGCGCGGGGAAGCUUUCGCUCGAAGACCGAUUCCCCUUUUUAGAACUCUCCGGUGCUCUCACGCUCAUGGAUGGCGAUUCCGUCGGCAGGGUGCAAGAUCUUAAGCGCCCAAGGCAUAUCAAAUCCCAUCUUCCGAUGAUGCUGCUCCCGGAAGCGGUAGCUACGGUGCGGCCAAAAAUUAUCUACGUUUCGCGCAACCCAAAAGAUGCGGCCACCUCGUUCUACCACCACUACCGGAACAUCGUUGGGUACGAUGGGCCUAAAGAGUAUUUCUUCGAUGCGUUCCUCAACGACAGUCUCAUUUACGCUCCCUUCGGAAGGCAUGUCCGUGAUUAUUGGGAGUACAGUAAGAACCCGGUCGGUAACUGCCUGUUCCUGACCUACGAGCAAAUGAAACGCGAUUUAGGCGGCGUUAUAGCGAAGGUCAGCACCUUCCUGGGGAAGCAUUACACCGAAAGUGAAGUGAUCGAAUUGAAGGAUCAUCUUUCGGUUGAUGCAAUGAGAAACAAUAAGUCAUGUAAUAUGGAUGAUCUUUUGGAAUGGGCAAGGAAAACCAAUUAUAGUGACGAACGCAAACAAAACACCAAAAACGAGUUCAAAUUCAUUAGAAGCGGAACAGUUGGAUCGUACCAACAGGACAUGGAUGAGGAAUACGUGCAACGCUUCGAACAGUACGAAAAAUCCAUAAUCCAAGGAACCGAUUUCAAUUUUUUCUUCUAA